Molecule: messenger RNA, 1272 nt
Organism: Adineta ricciae
Lineage: Eukaryota; Metazoa; Rotifera; Eurotatoria; Adinetida; Adinetidae
Source: the annotation of a GenBank genome assembly
CCAAAGAUAUCCAAAGACUUGUCAGACCAAUUUUACCAGACACGCGAACGAAAUUCAUUCUUUAGUCUAUCGUUAUACUCGUUCAAAUGAAAAGAUGACAAAAAAAAACGAAAUAGGUCAACAUCAUUCAUGCGUUAAAUGGACAUUAACGCUUUUCUCUCCCUAUCUUUCUUUUUCAUCGACCAAACUAUCAUUUUUACGUUCAAUGUACAAUACUUGCGAACAGAUGGCGACACAACGAUGAGUCAUCAUACUUACAUGUUUCAUAUGUAUAUACAUGAUUAAGUACUUUACUGAUAGAGACCUGACAUAUACAUACCUUUUUCUUUGAUCACCUAGUGAUAUUUUUAUUAAAUCAUGUUUCUUCAUUCGCCGCCAAUAAAUAAGCAAUAUAAAGAAAAAAACAAAACAAAACGUGUUUGUUUUUCAUCUGUAUCAUAAAACGGAGUUGUUUGGAGGGUAAAGCCGAAUGUCAAAUCAUAAUCAAGCUUGGAGAAUCACGAGUGUAGAUUUACACAAGAAAGAAGUGGAGCAUUUGGAAGAGUUUACCCAGCACAACGACAAAAAGAUGGCGUCAAUGUUGCAGUAAAAGUCGUUAGUUUAGCUGAAAGCUCAUCGUCGUCAUCAUAUCUAGUUGAAUCGUUUUUGAAUGAAGUUCGACAAUCAACGCGAUUAUCAUCGGAAUCGAAACAUGUUGUGAAAAUGUUUGAUUUUGAUUUUCAUCCGUCCGGUUUAGCUUUUAUUGUUAUGGAGCGUGGUGAUCAAGAUUUAGAAAAGACUCUUAUAAGUCAACCAACUUUACCAGUCAGUCAACAAAAAGUUCUAUGGAGACAAAUUCUAAAUAUUCUCAUUACACUACAUAAACAUUCAAUUGUUCAUUUGGACUUGAAACCGUCGAAUCUUGUGUUUUUUGGUAAUCGAUUAAAACUAGUGGAUUUAGGUAUUGCACAGAAAGCCAAUACUCGAGGGCAAGGUCCAAACGGCACAUUCGGUUACACUGCACCUGAAGUUCGUCUCGCUCCACAUGAUGCUUGGCCUCGUUACACAAGUAGAGCUGAUAUUUGGUCUGUCGGAGCUAUUCUGUACUGGAUCAAUUACGGAACUUCUCCUAAAUACGAUCAUCAUAAUCGAUCUUAUCGUCCGCCUCAUGACCUUCCAUCAAUUAAAGAGGAAAAUAUCGUUGAUGUCCUUCGACAUACACUUCAAAUGGACCCAUAUCAGCGAUCAUCAACAAAUUGGCUUGCUCAACAUUCAUUUACACGUUCUUCAUAA